AUGCCCUCGAACAUCCCUCCGUCGUCUCUCGGGAUACCAGCUGUCGCGUCUGAUUCCAAAGAUGAAACAGCACAACCACAACAGCCCAAGUACAUUGUGUCCGGUUCUGGCCAUGCAGCCCACCCUGACGACAUCAUCGCGUCCUGUCGCGCACUCCAAACACACGUGUCCAAGCUGCAAGAAGAUGCGGAAAGAGACCUGCGAGAGUUCGAGGACAAGAUUAAAGAACGAGAGUUGGCAGAAAAGAGACGCGUUGCGCCUGGAUGGCUCGACAGCGAGUCGCGGUUACUGGAGCCUGAAAAAGCGACCGGCGAGCAGCCUGACCUCAUGGACACCGAGUCGGCGGAGCAGAAGGCAGCCGUCUCCGGAGCGCCCGCUGUGGCCGACGAAGGCGCGGAAUUAGACAGGGCGUUCGGGGGCAUGAGUAUGAAAUGA
This is a messenger RNA of Emericellopsis cladophorae, 435 nucleotides long. RefSeq lists its product as uncharacterized. The record is from RefSeq and is a predicted model, not a curated record. The coding region runs from base 1 to 435 and encodes 144 amino acids. Lineage: Eukaryota; Fungi; Ascomycota; Sordariomycetes; Hypocreales; Bionectriaceae. The transcript has a single exon.